Messenger RNA from Brugia malayi, 114 nucleotides. RefSeq lists its product as uncharacterized. The record is from RefSeq and is a predicted model, not a curated record. Lineage: Eukaryota; Metazoa; Nematoda; Chromadorea; Rhabditida; Onchocercidae. The coding region runs from base 1 to 114 and encodes 37 amino acids. The transcript has 2 exons.
AUGCGAUGUAAAGCAGGAAAUAAACACAGUGCGCAAAAACAAAAACAGAGGAAGCACAUCUAUGCUGUAGAUUUAAUGGAAAUGAGAGCUUCGAAAAAUGAAAAUAAGGCAUAA